This is a messenger RNA of Symbiodinium natans, 178 nucleotides long. The record is from the annotation of a GenBank genome assembly. NCBI's taxonomy places the organism in Eukaryota, Dinophyceae, Suessiales, Symbiodiniaceae.
GCACGGAUUUGCUCGCACAUUCUGCGACCUCCACUGCAUCCGCGAUGCCGUGAGAAAAGGUGAUGACGCCAUUCUCCGGGCCUUGGAGGAGGCAGUCGAAAUCGUCGGAAAGAACACGCAGAUCCUCUUGGAGCACUAUGUAGGCGAGAAACCCGGCCAAGCUGCCCUGAAUGAGGAG